Suillus clintonianus is the source of this 1466-nucleotide messenger RNA. RefSeq names its product Aspartate/ornithine carbamoyltransferase. The record is from RefSeq and is a predicted model, not a curated record. Gene Ontology annotation, cellular component: mitochondrion. NCBI's taxonomy places the organism in Eukaryota, Fungi, Basidiomycota, Agaricomycetes, Boletales, Suillaceae. Gene Ontology annotation, biological process: L-citrulline biosynthetic process. Gene Ontology annotation, molecular function: ornithine carbamoyltransferase activity; amino acid binding. Bases 107 to 1168 code for a protein of 353 amino acids. The transcript has 5 exons.
GGAAUAUAUUAUCAAAUUCUACUAGUAUUUCAAUUUCCUUUCAAACUCUCCGUUAGUUAUUUUAACAGAAUAGACUUACCACUAACUUCAGGAUAUUAACCAAAGGAUGUCUGUCGUUCCUCGUCUUAUGACGCUCGCUGACCUUAGCGGUCCUCAAAUCAACCGACUUGUUAACCAUGCUCAUCACUUGAAACAUCUUUCUGUUCCCUGGCUGGCUCCACAGCACGCGACCAAGAAAAAGAGCAAUCUUCGCAUGCCCUCUCAGUCCCUUUUCAACAAGUCCAUUGCCCUUCUGUUUUCAAAACGCAGCACACGCACUCGUCUUGCGGCGGAGACCGCUGCUGUUCUUUUGGGUGGGCGCGCCCUUUUCCUGGGUUCUAGCGAUAUCCAAUUCGGCGUGAACGAAUCUCCUCGUGACUCCGCGCGAGUCAUCGGGGGUAUGUGCCAAGGCAUAUUCGCACGCGUCGGUGCCCAUGAAGAGAUUGAGGAGCUCGCAAAGUACUCUCCAGUACCUGUGCUCAAUGCUUUAUCAUCAUUUUGGCAUCCAACACAAGUUCUUGCAGACCUCUUGACCCUCCACGAGCAUGCUCACCUCUUCUCAGCUGACACACCAGCCCCCUCUCCCACAAAACCUCUUCCUCCCCUACGACCUCUCACGAUUGCAUACGUCGGUGACUCUGCAAACGUCCUCCACGACAUGCUCGUCACCUACCCCCGUCUGGGUCACGAGCUUCGCGUCGCAACACCUCCACAACCACAAUAUAACCCUCCCAAGCCCGUCUGGGAUCGUGUUGUCGAGCUUGGAUGCGACAAGCACAUCGUUUGGAGCAGCGAUCCCCGGGAAGCUGUGAAAGGUGCGGAUGUCGUAGUAACUGAUACUUGGAUUUCAAUGGGCCAAGAAGCUGAGAAGGCACAGCGUUUGAAGGACUUUGCUGGCUACCAGGUUACAGAAGCUCUCUGUCGCGAAGGCGGUGCGAAUCCGGAUUGGAAGUUCCUCCACUGCCUCCCACGAAAGCAGGAUGAGGUAGACGACGAGGUAUUCUAUGGCUCUCGGUCUCUUGCCUUCCCAGAAGCAGACAACCGUAAGUGGACCAUCAUGGCCGCGUUUGAUCUUCUGUUUGGCAAGUGGGACAUUACAGGGGAAAAGACCUCGAAAGGCGUUGAGUAAAAAGACAGCCUCCUCGUAUGCUUUCGAGUGGUUAAAACAUUGCAAUUGCGGAUAUGUAUCAUAGGUAAAGUGCUCCCUGGAGUACUUACGGGACAUUCGGAGCGAUAUGAUACAGUCAUUUCUCGACCGAUUUCACUGAGUCGACCUCACGGUUAUGAGUGUGCAGUGAUGAUUGUUGAAGUAGAGUUGAGACCUUGUAAAAUGUCCCGGUUACCCGAACUUAGCCAGCUGGGGCCAGCGGAGUACCUGAACAGGUGAAGCCGGCUGAGCCGUAAUUCCACGUCACGUCACGGGAUGG